Messenger RNA from Coniophora puteana RWD-64-598 SS2, 2220 nucleotides. RefSeq names its product protein required for actin cytoskeleton organization and cell cycle progression. The record is from RefSeq and is a predicted model, not a curated record. Gene Ontology annotation, cellular component: nucleolus. NCBI's taxonomy places the organism in Eukaryota, Fungi, Basidiomycota, Agaricomycetes, Boletales, Coniophoraceae. The coding region runs from base 1 to 2220 and encodes 739 amino acids. Gene Ontology annotation, biological process: ribosomal large subunit export from nucleus; ribosomal large subunit biogenesis. The transcript is spliced from 9 exons.
AUGGGUCGGGGUAUCCUCCUCACCUCGAAUCUGCCCCAGCUUCAAAAUCUCAUAAAGCGCGACCCAGCCGCAUACAAGGAAGAGUUUCUCCAGCAAUGGUCUCACUACGAAAGCAUCCGUCAGAUUUUCCAGAUCAAUCCGACCGACCAAGCGCACCACUUUAAGGAGCUCGUCACCUUCAUCUCACAGGUAUCCCAAUGUUAUCCCAAAGAGACUGCCAACUUCCCCUCCCAUCUCUCCUCGCUCCUCAUGGACAACUAUACUUCCCUCUCCCCAGACAUUCGCAAAGCCCUCAUCCAAAACUUGGUCAUGCUCCAUAACAAAAAUGUUAUAUCUUCCAUUGAGCUCCUCAAGACUCUGUUCCCUUUGCUUCCAAAGACAACUUCCUCCAGCUUGAGAACGUUCAUCCGCAAAACAAUCUUGUCUGACAUUCGGACGGCCAAUCUGCGGUCUAAAAACCACAAGCUCAACCGCGCAGUCCAGGCGAUGCUCUUUGGCAUGGUCGAGAGAGGUAUGGAGGCCGAGGUCAUUGGCGACAAAGGCAAGCUCCGCGCUGUUUCCUCACAGUCAAAGCCUGAACACAGUGAGGAUGCCAUAUGGGCUGUCAUCCUCACAAAGGAGCUGUGGCGGAAGGGCAUAUGGACCGACUCGAAGACUGUUUCCAUCAUUUCCCUUGGCUGCUUCCACCCGGUGCUCAAAGUGCAGAGUGCAUCCGUCCAUUUCUUCCUGGGUAGCGAUGAUGAAAAAGAGGACAGUGACGAUGAAAGCGACGACGAGGGCCCCGACGUCAAAGCACUUCAUCACAGGCGAGAGAUCAAUAAAAAGACACGCAGUGGAGACAAGAAAAUUAUGAAGCAGCUCAAGGUUGCCAAGAAGAAAAAGCACGGCAAGAACGACCCUACAACUCCUAACUUCCCGGCUCUUCAGCUACUGAAUGACCCCCAGACAUUCUCUGAGAAGCUUCAUGAUAUGCUCAACCGAUAUGACAAGCGCUUCUCUCUGGACCACAAGAUAUUGCUGAUGCAGCUUCUGUCUCGCGUCAUGGGUGCACACAAACUCUGCGUGCUCGCUUUUUAUACCUACAUCGUCAAAUACCUCACCUACCACCAACUCCGCAUACCCGCUAUCUUGGUCUCACUCGCACAAUCCGUUCAUGACCUCACGCCGCCGGAUGCGCUGCAACCUGUAGUUCGGAAAAUAGCGCAAGAGUUUGUCCACCCUGGAGUUGGCAGCGAAGUCAUCGCUGCAGGUAUCAACGCUGUAAGGGAGGUAUGUCGGCGACAGCCUUGGGCUAUGGAGGAGGAUCUUCUCGGAGACCUCAUCGAAUAUCGCAAGAGUCGGGACAAGGCUGUAACGGCCGCCUCGCGAGGACUUUUGCAGCUAUACCGUGAAGUCAAUCCCGGCAUGCUCAAGCGCCGAGAGCGAGGUAAAGAAGCCAGCUUAGGCAUGAGUGGAGGGAAACAGCCCUUGCAAUACGGUCACACUACGGACGCCGCGGUAGACAUUGAGGGCCUUGCUUUGCUUGAAGAUCACUUCCAACAGCUGAGGGAAGAGGAUGUCGGAGAUGGCCAGGAGGACGAAGAUGACGACAAGGGCUGGGAAGGCUGGGAAUUGGAAUCUGACUCGUCAAGUUCAGAUUCCGAAGAUUGGCAUAAUGUCAGCUCAGAUGGCGACGAUGAUCUGGUGCUCAGUGACAGCGAAGACGAGAAAGAAAAGCCUCCAGCAAGCGCAGAACCGAGUGUCGAAAGUCGAAUAUCUACUCUGGCCACCACCAAGAUUUUAACCCCCGCGGAUUUUGCUCUUCUCAACGACCUCCGGAUCAAGGCAGCGUCCAAGGCUGUCGAAGCUGGCGGUGGCUCCCACGCAAAGCGCAAGCUUGCAGAGCUGCAGUCUCACAAGCACGCUAUGGAAGCGGGGCAAGACGGCACUUUCCUAUCCGAAAAUGAUAUCCUUGGUCCCAGGAAAAAGGCCAAGGCCGACUAUGCCGAGCGCAUAGCAUCAAUUGAGAAAGGUCGCGAGGGACGAGAGAAGUUCGGGUCGUUGAAGGGGAAGAAGAAAAAGGAGACGCCUAGUAGCUCCACGAAUAGGGAGAAGGCUCGCAACAAGCCUAUUAUGAUGAUCAUGGGUAGCGGGGCCGUACGAGGUAAAAAGAAGGCAUCGCUGAGAGACAAGCAGCGGAAGCUGAGGGCACACAUCGACAAGGCGAAGAAGGCACGAUGA